This is a messenger RNA of Paramecium pentaurelia, 5344 nucleotides long. NCBI's taxonomy places the organism in Eukaryota, Ciliophora, Oligohymenophorea, Peniculida, Parameciidae. The record is from the annotation of a GenBank genome assembly.
AUGAAGACAUUUUACAUUUUGAAUUUCCUUUCAAUUUUAGAGAUAAUAUACUCUUAGUAUCUCCUAUCUGUAGAUUCUUUCUUUUAGAAAAAGGAAACAAUUAUGGAACUAAACGGGGAAGUUACAAACAAUUUUGGAAUAGUCUUUGGGAUCUGGUCUAAAUACAAUCCUUUAAAUAAAAUAUCAUAUGGAGGAAUUGUUGGAUUAUCGGAUAGCAAUUGUUUCCAUUAUCUGAAUUUUAUAUAAGAAUCCUCUGGAUAUUUGGAAUUAAUACUUUAUGAUUGCCUUUACCCUGAAAGUUUAACUAUUGAGAAGACAAUAGCCUACAAUACUGCAGAUGGAUUAUCACAUAUACAUAAAGUGAAUAUUGAUCCAUUGAGGUAUGAAAAUGUUUGGUAUCUAUUUGAAUUACUUUACUUGCCAUCUGCAUAAAAGCUUGAAUUAAUCAUCGUAAAAGAAGACUAAUUUAUAUUACAUGAGCUGUUGAAUGAUAAAAUAAUAAAAACAAAAAACCUAAUAUUAACUAUUGGAAGUGGACUAAUUGUACAAAAUUCAAAUAUUGAAUCCAUAGAAGUUGGAUCAAAAUUUUCUUAUUUUCCAGGGCAAAUGAAAUUAUUAAAAGUAAGUCAGGGAAUUGUUACAAAUUUAGAUCCUUAAAUAUUGGGAAAAGGAAUCUAUGUAUUAUUUUUUGAUAGUAUUUCCGAAUACUAUUGCAAAUAAAAUACUUAAUAUUAACUAUUAGAUCAAGAUAUAACUUAGAUAGAUACAAUGACUUUUACCUCAUAAAAUAUAAACAUUAAUUCAUUUACAUUUUAUGGUUGGUAUAAAAUAAAAGAAAUACAUUAAAAUGAUGAAUAGUUUACUUAUUAAUUUUUGAAGAUAAUGUCAAAUUUUGAAAAUGAACAAUUAUCUAAUCCUAAUUUAACACCAUUUUAGUUAUCUUAUAAGAUAUCUUCUAAUAAUUAUAAAAUUAUUAUCAGUACAUAUAGUUAUAAAUUUCCAUCUGUUACUUUAGAUUUUACUAAUAUUGAUAAUGCCUUUAUUUUGAAUCAAGAAUUUGAAAUAUUACAUAAAAUAACUUUAUGGCAUAAUUUGUAAGUAAAAUUAGUAGAUGAAUAAAUUUUUAUUUCUAUAAAAUUUUACGAUUCUUAUGAUAUUCAUGAAUACACUGCUUAAUUUAAUGUAAAAUAGUUCCAUAAUGUAUAAUUUAAAUUAUUAUAUGGAAAUUUAUAAAAAUCUCCUUUAAAUUAUCUUGAUAUUUAAACUAGAAAUUAAAUUUUUUAUAAUUGUUAAUAAUAAUUUGAACAACAAAAUUGUCAUUAUACAUGUUAAGAUUGUGAUGGUCCAACAAAAAGAGAUUGUUUAUCAUGCUCUUAAGAAUCAUCAAGAAUAUAUCUAUAAGAAUAUAAAGCAUGUAUUUGUCCAUAUGAUUAUUAUGAUGAUUAAAUUAAUUAGAAUUGUAAAUCAUAUAGUGAUUUAUAAUUUAUAAUAAAUUAAAUAUAAAUAGAAAAUGGAUGUAAAUUUGGUUAUUUUGAAUUUGAUGAUUCUUGUUAUGCAUGGUAAAUAUUUAUUAAUAUAAAGUCCUUCUAUUAUUUCUAAUUAAUUGACAUCAUGUUUAGAAUGUAUAUAAAAUGUUAAAGGAUGGUAAUAUAAUCCAUAUUGCUAAACUACUGUUUACAUAAAUCCAAAUGGAAAUACAGCUAAAACAAUAUCUGAUGAUGAUUACUUAUACUAUGUAUUUGAUGGAUUAGAAUCUUAAAUGUGUAGAUAUUGUAAUUAAUAAUUCUUAUAGAAUAUUGAUAGUAUAUAUCAAGACUUUAAUUUAUUAAUUUAAACAUUUAAAUAAUUUUGUUAACUUAGCAAAAACUAUUUUUAUGGAACAUUUGACUUUAAUGUUUGUUAUGAAUGUAAUAUUUUAGGAUGCAUUACUUGUUCUAUUGGUAUAACAGAUUUUCAAUGUACUAGUUGUGAAAGGCCUUGGAUAUUGGUUAAUGGAAUUUGUACAUUUAAUUCUUAUUCUGACAAAAAUAAUGAAUGCUUAACUCCUUAUUAUAGAAAUUCUAUUGGAGAAUGUAAAUUAUGUAAUCUUUAAAAUUGCAAAUAUUGUUUUGAAUAUAAUAAAAAUGAUCUAUCAAAAUGCACUUUGUAUGCAAAUUUUGAUAAAUUUGAUUAAGAUGAAUAUUUAGCUAUUGGAUGUGCACUUUGUGAAGAUAAUUUUAAUUUUGAUUUUAAUAUUGGAGAAUGCAUAUACAAAUAACCAUCUUUACCUAAUUGUAUAAGGUCAUUUAUUAAUUUAUAAAAUUAAGAGAUAUGCACUUUAUCAUCCACUGAUUUUAGUAUAGCACCAGAAAUUAUUAAUUGUGAUAAGUUUAUCUCAAACUGUUUGUAAUGUAUUUUCACUCCUCAGUCUUCAAUAAAAUGCAUCAUUUGUUAAAGUGGAUUUACUAGUACUUUAAAUUUAGGAAGUUGUUAUCCAAAUUAAUUUGAAGAUGCAAAAAUAGUGAUAGAGGGAGAUAAAGAAAUAGUUGAUGGUUGGGUUUAAAGAGUAUAAAGUUUUAUGAUGACAUUUUUACCAAACUAAUAUUUUUAUUAAAGGCCGUAUAAUGAUUAGAAUGUUAUAUAAUUUUAAGUUGAAUGUAAAGAAGGAUACAAAUAAAAUGAUUAAUAAGAUUGUAUAAAGUAUUGUACUUCUGAUUGUUUGAAAUGCGAUUUAUCUAUAAAUUCUGACAUUUUUAAUUGUAUUUAAUGUCCAUAAAAUUACUACUAAUAACCAAUUCGUAGUGAAAUAGAUGGCUAAUGUAUAGAAUGUCCUGAAUUGUGUGAUGUUUGUGAAAGAAGAUCCGAAACAGAAAUUUAUGUAAGAUAAGUUAAUUAUUUUUAGAAACUAAAUCCAAACUUUAAGAUGAAUGGAAUAAACAGAAAAUAUACAAAUAAAUGUAUCCGAAAAGUUUCAUAUCCAAAUGUGAUUAUCGAUCCAUACUUUUUUAUUGCUAAAUAUUGUUAUACUAUAAAUUGCAUUUAAGAAUUUAAUUUAGAACUAUCUAGCUAAGAUAAUUAUAUUGAUAUUGAUUCAAAAGUUAAUAUAUAGUAUAGUNUAGGAUGCAUUACUUGUUCUAUUGGUAUAACAGAUUUUCAAUGUACUAGUUGUGAAAGGCCUUGGAUAUUGGUUAAUGGAAUUUGUACAUUUAAUUCUUAUUCUGACAAAAAUAAUGAAUGCUUAACUCCUUAUUAUAGAAAUUCUAUUGGAGAAUGUAAAUUAUGUAAUCUUUAAAAUUGCAAAUAUUGUUUUGAAUAUAAUAAAAAUGAUCUAUCAAAAUGCACUUUGUAUGCAAAUUUUGAUAAAUUUGAUUAAGAUGAAUAUUUAGCUAUUGGAUGUGCACUUUGUGAAGAUAAUUUUAAUUUUGAUUUUAAUAUUGGAGAAUGCAUAUACAAAUAACCAUCUUUACCUAAUUGUAUAAGGUCAUUUAUUAAUUUAUAAAAUUAAGAGAUAUGCACUUUAUCAUCCACUGAUUUUAGUAUAGCACCAGAAAUUAUUAAUUGUGAUAAGUUUAUCUCAAACUGUUUGUAAUGUAUUUUCACUCCUCAGUCUUCAAUAAAAUGCAUCAUUUGUUAAAGUGGAUUUACUAGUACUUUAAAUUUAGGAAGUUGUUAUCCAAAUUAAUUUGAAGAUGCAAAAAUAGUGAUAGAGGGAGAUAAAGAAAUAGUUGAUGGUUGGGUUUAAAGAGUAUAAAGUUUUAUGAUGACAUUUUUACCAAACUAAUAUUUUUAUUAAAGGCCGUAUAAUGAUUAGAAUGUUAUAUAAUUUUAAGUUGAAUGUAAAGAAGGAUACAAAUAAAAUGAUUAAUAAGAUUGUAUAAAGUAUUGUACUUCUGAUUGUUUGAAAUGCGAUUUAUCUAUAAAUUCUGACAUUUUUAAUUGUAUUUAAUGUCCAUAAAAUUACUACUAAUAACCAAUUCGUAGUGAAAUAGAUGGCUAAUGUAUAGAAUGUCCUGAAUUGUGUGAUGUUUGUGAAAGAAGAUCCGAAACAGAAAUUUAUGUAAGAUAAGUUAAUUAUUUUUAGAAACUAAAUCCAAACUUUAAGAUGAAUGGAAUAAACAGAAAAUAUACAAAUAAAUGUAUCCGAAAAGUUUCAUAUCCAAAUGUGAUUAUCGAUCCAUACUUUUUUAUUGCUAAAUAUUGUUAUACUAUAAAUUGCAUUUAAGAAUUUAAUUUAGAACUAUCUAGCUAAGAUAAUUAUAUUGAUAUUGAUUCAAAAGUUAAUAUAUAGUAUAGUAACUAAAUUGGGCUCAAUAUUUUAUCUAUUAAAAUUGAUCAAAAGAAAGAUGAUGAGUCUUAUAAAGAUUUUAUGUAAACAUCUUAAUUGAAAUCAGAAAUUUUUAGUUUAAGAUUUCUGAAACUCAGAUUGAAUCUUUAUGAAAAUAAUUUGAAAACUUUUAUUGUAUCAGGUUUUGAUUUUAUAGAAAUUAAUGAUGCACAUUUCUAAUUUAAAAAUUAAGAUCAUUUUUAAUUUGAAAAUAAAAAUUAAUAAGUAAAUUUAUUAUUAAAUAACAUUGUAAUAUAAUAGAGUUCAAUUUCAAAUGUUAAUCCUAUUUUAGAUUCAGAUAUAUUUGGAGAUAUAACUUUGAAAAAUAUAUUAAUAAUUGAUACAAAUCUGAAAAAUUCUUCAUUAUUCAAUUUUUAGUAAAAAUAGUAAUAAGGAAUAAUCAAAAUUGAGAAAAUGACUUUGAAAUAAUGCAACUUUACAAAUACUUAAUUCUUAUAAAUUUUUAACAAUAAAAUUAAGAUUUAAAUUGAUUAAUUAGUGAUUGAUUCAUGUUAAUUUGUAAAUUCGUCAUUCAUUACAUUUUUAAAUAAUUUAAUUUAUAUUGGUGAAUUUGAAAUCAAUACAAUAAAUUUCACAUAUAAUAACCUUUAUUAAUCAUAUUUUUUGAAUAGCACUUAUAAUUUCCAAAUUUGGAUAAUUAACUUUAAUUUUUAAUAAAAUUUGAUUGAAAUGUCAACUAUUAUAAAAUUUAAUUCAAAUACAACUUUGCUAAAGACUGAAAUAAAUUAAAAUACUUUUAUUAAUUCUUAUUUUAUGGCUGCUAUUUAGAUUGAUGUUCAAAAUAAACUUGUUUGUUUAAUUGAAAAUUAUUUAGUUUAUGAAAAUGAUCUUACAAACUCUAAUUUAUUAAAUAUAGAAUCAACAUUAUCAAAUAAGAAUAUAUAUGUUUAAUUAAGAUCCUUUACAAUUUCAUAAAAUUAAAGAGGAAUUAAUUAAUAACAAUAAAUCAACUUAUUUAAUAUUCAUUGCUUCCAACNGGAAGUUGUUAUCCAAAUUAAUUUGAAGAUGCAAAAAUAGUGA